Molecule: messenger RNA, 2498 nt
Organism: Exophiala dermatitidis NIH/UT8656
Lineage: Eukaryota; Fungi; Ascomycota; Eurotiomycetes; Chaetothyriales; Herpotrichiellaceae
Exons: 2
Coding region: 581-2302 (573 amino acids)
Biological process (GO): transmembrane transport
Molecular function (GO): transmembrane transporter activity
Source: RefSeq, a predicted model, not a curated record
GGGCGACGCUCAACAUUCUUUGCUGCCUCACUCGUUAUCCAUGUAUUUGUAACCCUCUUGUGCUGGGGCACACAUGAGCCGGAGAAAACAGACGAGGUAGACGGAGCCUCACCGCGUCGACGAUCCGGCAAUUGGUGUCCUCAUUCGCCCGGCUUGUGGGACCUCAUUCAGCACCGUUGGGCAAACACACAAUACUGCAUUUGUUUGCUCUCUGUCCCACGGACGAAGAUGGGCAGCGAGCAUAAACAGCGCAUCAGUGGAGAGGUUUAUUAUUCCGAGGACUUAUAAGAUCGUCUCCUAUUCCAUUCAUUAUCGGGUUUCUUUCUCCAUCGUCCAUCUUUUAGCUUUUAAGCGGUGGAGUCGAUCAUCUCCGAGCACUAAAUUUAAGGACGACCCCGGCCCGCGUCGCCCUAUAAACAAAAGUCCGGUCGGGUUGGUUGGAGAGUGAUGAAUCGAAGGCAUCAUUGAUUACAGCACCUCGCCUAUCCGUUAGAGCUGUGUUGCUCAACCUUAUCUUGGACUCCAUUGUCGACAUUAUCUACAGCUAUAUGCGCGCCACGUCCGGCAGCAUACUUAGGGGAUGGUGGGCGGUAUGGUGAACGAAAAGGCGCCGGAUCAGCAUCCACAAACAUGGCGCAACGCCGAGGAGGGCACCAUCGCCCUCGACGACGGGGAGAAGAGUGCUGCCUUCGACUCAGCGCCCAUGUCGACGUCGAGACGGGUGGUCAAGGCUCUCUCAGACCGGCUCAGCUGGAUGCCUCCCUGGUGUCGUUAUGAUCCAAAGGCACCGCCUACUUUCUCCGUCUGGCACAACAUCCUGUUCGCCUUUGCUGGCGCCUUCACUGUGGGCAACCUGUACUAUAACCACCCGAUUCUCAAUAUCCUCGCCCAUGACUUCAAUGUGCCUUACGUGACUGUGUCGCGUAUUCCGACACUGAUGCAGGCCGGCUAUGCGACAGGAUUGUUGUUUGUGUGUCCGUUGGGCGACCUGCUGAAACGACGCCCGUUGACACUGGUGUUGAUCUUCUUCACCGCCACCAUGUGGAUCGGACUCUGCACCACACGGUCCUUCACCGCCUUCUGUGCCAUCUCAUACAUAUGUGCGAUCACGACCGUGAUACCGCAAGUUAUGCUGCCGCUCGUGGCCGAACUGGCACCGGCACAUCAACGCGCGCUGGCACUCAGCAUCGCAACCUCAGGCAACCUGUUAGGGAUUGUGAUUGCACGGAUCUUAUCCGGGGUAGUCACGCAAUACACGUCAUGGCGGAACGUAUACUGGAUCGCAUUGGGGCUGCAAUAUCUAAUCCUGAGCGCCCUGUGGCUCUUCAUGCCGGACUAUCCGUCAACCAACCCGGACGGACUGAACUACAUCAAAAUGAUCGGCGGGAUUGUCUUGUUAUACAAGAAACACGCGGUUCUGGUUCAAGCGGGCCUCAUCAGCUUUUGCAUCUCGGCUGCAUUUACCAGUUUCUGGACCACACUCACAUUUCUUCUGGCCGAUCCGCCCUACGAAUACAGUCCCGUGGUGAUUGGGCUAUUUGCCCUGAUUGGCAUCGCCGGGAUUUUGCUCGGACCCUUGUAUGCAAAAUACAUAAUCCAGCCGUUCGCGCCCAUGUUCGGCUGUCUGUUUGGCCUGGUUGCUAACUUGUUGGGCGUUGUGGUUGGCACAUACUCGGGCAAACAUACUGUCGCUGGACCAAUCAUUCAGGCGUUCACGCUCGAUAUGGGCCUGCAAAUCACCCAGGUCGCCAACCGGAGCGCCAUCGCUGCCAUCGAGCCUAAUGGCCGCAACCGUGUCAAUACUGCUUUCAUGCUCAUGACUUUCACGGGCCAGUUGACGGGCACUAGUGCUGGUGCAAAACUUUAUGAGCGGGGAGGCUGGGUCGCCAGCGGAAGUUUGAGUGUUGGGUUGGUCGGGUUGACUUUUUUGAUUUGUUUGGCUCGUGGGCCUUAUGAGCAGGGUUGGAUUGGGUGGUCGGGCGGCUGGGAUGUCAGGAAGAAGAAUCUCGCCGAGGCGACGGCUACAUCCAUGUCCGUGGGUGUAGGUGCAGGUGGGCAGGAGAAGCAGGUGCCGGUUGUGAUUCCGGUUGUGGUGGCUCCGACAGGAGAGACAUCAACGGCGACGAGUACGACUGAACAACCAGAGGAGGAGGAGGAAGAAGAAGAAGAAGAAGAAGAACCGAGUCCAUCUCAUGGGAAUAUGCCAGAGCCAAACUUGAAGACGCAAGAAAAGGAGGGAGAGACACAGAGACCGUCUGACUACGAGUCCCAUCCUAGAAACGAUGGGGAAAAUCAGACCUAGGUACAUUUAGAGGGCUUGGCUAGAGCUGAACGACUUUAUGAAUUAGAGAGGAAAUCAAGAUGUCAUUAUCACUACAAACUCAAUGACUCCGGUUAUGCAGACUGUCUACCCGGUCGCGACUCGCUAGCCCGCAGCGCAGCGCAGCGUCCGAACUCAGUUCGUACAAUUCAAGUUCAAAAGUUGUUGUAUGAGUCCG